Penicillium verhagenii is the source of this 1569-nucleotide messenger RNA. RefSeq lists its product as uncharacterized. Lineage: Eukaryota; Fungi; Ascomycota; Eurotiomycetes; Eurotiales; Aspergillaceae. Bases 1 to 1569 code for a protein of 522 amino acids. The record is from RefSeq and is a predicted model, not a curated record. The transcript is spliced from 2 exons. Gene Ontology annotation, molecular function: transmembrane transporter activity. Gene Ontology annotation, biological process: transmembrane transport. Gene Ontology annotation, cellular component: membrane.
AUGUCAACCGAAUUCGACGAGAAAAUGAAGGCCCAAACCACGGAGCCAUAUGAGGAGGAUCAGCUUCAAGGUGAACAGGUCAACGCGUCCGGUCAUCGCCAGGAAGUCGAUCGGAACUUCAACUUGCUCAGUCUUUGCGCUAUCGCCGUCACGACUGGAAAUACUUGGAUCGCUCAGGGUGGUAGUGUGGUGACCGCAUUGAGUAACGGUGGAUUGGCUGGAUGUAUCUAUGAAUUUAUCGCUGUCUCGAUCUGUUAUUGGAUGGUCGCCGCCUCCUUGGCCGAGUUGGCAUCAGGUAUGCCCUCGGCCAGUGGUGUUUACCAUUGGGCUUCUGUCACUGCCGGCAAGUAUGGUCGUGUCUGUGGUUUCUUCGCAGGUUGGUGGAAUUGUCUGGCGUGGAUCCUGGGUGCCGCCUCCAUGUCUUUGAUCAUGGCCCAGCAACUUGUUUCGAUGUAUGCUUUGAUGAAUCCCUCUUUCGAGAUCCAGACUUGGAACACCUUCGUGACUUUCAUCAUCGUGACUUGGGUGGCCUGCUGUAUUGUUCUCUUCAUGAACCGUUUCUUGCCUUAUAUCGGUAAUCUUGGCAUGUUGUUCAUUCUUGCCGGCGUCUUUGUCACCAUCAUCGUCUGUGCUGUCAUGCCCUCUGUCAACGGCGACUCCUACAAAUCGAAUGAGGCCGUCUGGGAACAAUGGACCAACGGAACCAACUACUCGCAACAGGGCUUCGUUUUCGUCAUGGGUAUGCUGAACGGUGCAUACAGUGUCGGUACCCCCGACUGCUCCUCCCACUUGGCUGAGGAGAUCCCCAAGCCAAGCCGUAACAUCCCCAAGGCUAUCCUGGCCCAGAUGGGCGUCGGUUUCAUCACCGGUCUCCUUUACAUGAUCGCCAUCUUCUACUCCAUCCAGGAUCUCGACAAAGUCGCCAACAGCAGCUACAAAUUCCCCCUCGCCGAGAUCUACUACCAAGCCACUGGAUCCCGUGGCGGUGGCCUCGGUCUCUUGAUUGUCGCCUUCAUCCCGACCUUCAUCACCGCAACCGGUUGCUACAUCACCGCCGGUCGCACGCUAUGGACCCUCUCCCGUGACCGUGCCACCCCCUGCCACAACUGGGUCGGUCAGAUCAACAGCAAGUUCCACAACCCUUUCAACGCUACUCUCGUCUGUGGUUGCGUCGUCACUGUCCUCGCCUGCAUUUACCUUGGAUCGACUACCGCCUUUAGCGCUUUUGUCGGUUGCUUCGUGCAACUGUCCAGUCUUUCUUACUUCAUGGCUAUCUUCCCUCACAUCCUUACUCGUCGCAGCUCUUUCGUGCCAGGAUUCUUCUUCAUGAACCACACUAUCGGCUUCAUCAUCAACGUUCUCUCCUGCAUCUACAUUCUCGCUUUCGUCGUCAUCUUCUGCUUCCCUUACGCUCUUCCCGUCGAUGCUGCCUCGAUGAACUACGCCAGUCUGUUGACUGGUGGUCUGAGCAUUUUCGUCGGAAUCUGGUGGUUUGUUCGCCAGGGCGCUUACGAGGGACCCAAAAAUAUCCCCUUGACUGACAAGGAUGUUAUGGAAGAUGCCCAGUAG